Messenger RNA from Setaria italica (foxtail millet), 1029 nucleotides. RefSeq names its product BTB/POZ and MATH domain-containing protein 1-like. Bases 1 to 1029 code for a protein of 342 amino acids. The record is from RefSeq and is a predicted model, not a curated record. NCBI's taxonomy places the organism in Eukaryota, Viridiplantae, Streptophyta, Magnoliopsida, Poales, Poaceae. Gene Ontology annotation, biological process: protein ubiquitination. The transcript is spliced from 3 exons. Gene Ontology annotation, molecular function: protein binding.
AUGGCGACCACCACCGCUUUGCUGUCCGCCUCUGUCCGCCGGCUCGCCGCCAGCAGCUUCACCGCCGCCCGCCGGCUCUCAAGCCUCACCGCCUCCAGCAUCAUCCCGCGAGAGGUGACCGGCAGCCACAAGACCUUCGAGGCCGCGGGCUACAGGUGGCGGAUCUGGUAUGGCCCCUACGGCCACGUGGACUCGACGGGCAGCCAGCACAUCUCCCUCCACCUCCAGGUCGUCCAUGGCGCCUCCAAGACUCACGUAGACCCCGUCGAGUUCAAGUUCAGCUUGCUCGAUCAGUCCGAGAACCCGAAGUUCACCCGCGCCACCACGGAGCUCUGCUGCUUCAACGAUGGCGCGAAGGGGCGCAACGGGUUCGAAGACUUCAUCAAGUGGCAAGAUCUGGAGGAGUCGGGGUGCCUCAAGGACGACCGCUUCUCAGUUAGGUGCGACAUCACCGCCAUGAGAAACUUCAGCAAGAACGAGGGCGCCGCCGCUCCGGCGCCGGCGCACGUCGUCGUGCCACCGUCGGACCUGCACGAGCACCUCACCGACAUCCUGUGGAACAAGAAGCAGGGAACGGACGUCACCAUCGACGUCGGCGGGGAGGCCACGGUGGACGCGCACGGGUGGCUCCUCGCGGCGCGCUCCCCCGUGUUCCAGGCCGAGCUCCUCGCCUCAAAGAAGGAGAAGCCCGCCGGCGGCGGCGCCUGCCACCGCCGCAUCGAGAUCCAGGGCGUGGAGCCCGAGGUGUUCAAGGCGGUUCUCCACUACAUGUUCAAGCUGGACCGGCUCAGGCUCAUGUGCGAGGAGACGCUGUGCAAGCGCAUCGACGUGACCACGCUGGCCGACACCCUGGCGGUGGCGGAGCGCCACGGCUGCCGUGGCCUCAGCCCGGCGUGCUUGGAGUUCAUAUCUUGCCCGGGGAACCUCAAGGCGGUCGUGGCGACCGAAGGCUUGGAGGAGUUGAGGGCCAAGUGGGGCCCAGCUCUUCUGACGGAGCUCUUCGUGAUGAACCAACUGAUGGCCACAUGA